AUGAAAGGUCGCAGAAGAAAGGUAGGUGAGUGGUUUGUGAGGAUUCGGUUGUAGUUUGGUUUCUUCAGAGUUGAUAAUCAAUUCAGUUGCACAUGAGUUACAAGUCAGAGCACGUUUCAGUGCGGCGGUUUCACACAUACAUGGUUUAUUUAUCAAAGUUGUAAAUUCAGUUUAUCCAAACGGAUGGAUUCUUAUUGAAUAACUUAUCCUAUGUUAAAUUGAAGAUAUAAAUCAUGUAUUAGCAAGUUCGUAAUCCCUGAACUGUGGACAACAUUCGUUGCUCUCACCAUUCGCUUCCGAUCCCUGCAUAUUUUAACGCUUUCUGGGCUCAGUUCCUCAAGCCAAGGGUUUCGUAUGUGAAAAUGAAACUAAUUCAAAGCAAUUUUUAUUUUUCGAUCAAAUAUUUCAACCUAUUUGAAAAAACAGAACGAAUGUCUCUUUUGACACACAAUAACUUACCACAACAAUUUGGAAAAACUUUAGUUCGCUUUAAUUUCAAGUAUACGUCAUGUCUAUUUGCAGCUUAUGAAAACCACAAAUAAGUUUAAACUGUAAACCCGAUACGAGAGGUUGCGCCAGAGCUGGCAACAAGAAAAACCAUAAUCCGGAAUCAUAAGACAAAGGAAUGUUGAUACAUAUUUUUCAGACAAAUUCGACCCAGAGGUAAAUUUUGAGAGAAACUUGUGAAUGUGCUUCCGAUUGCGCCGUCUCCCAAUUUUGUUCGUUCAGUUCCCAGCUUUUUUAAUGGUUUUUGAAUUUUGAGAGUGAUUAAUUUGAAUAAGUAACUUUUCUUUGCACUCGAAAGUUUAUUUGUCAGCUGACUCCAAGGGAUGGUGACAGCUUACCCAGCCACGGAGAGUUCCGACUCAGUGGCGCCUCCUAACUUCUGGUAUGCGAUCAGGUAUAACGCGCCUAGCACGUGAAUUGUUCCUCCUUGUAUAUCAGAGAAUGGUUUUAAUUAAAAUAUACAAGUAUAGUAUUGCAAACUAAUUGUCCAUGAACUAUCAUAUGUUAUUGUUAUCCAAUCAAAACAACCGAGCGUUAUGCCUUUAUCUUCUUAAACUAGCGUUCCCACAAUUAAAUCCCUACAGAUAUUAGCUACAUAGGUGAUGAGCUCCGUCUGACAAGACUAUGAAGUGUUCGCUCCCACUGUUAUAAACAAGAGUAAGUUUAUGGCGGAAGAGAGCUCGAUGAGACUGGGAACUUGCUGUCAGUUCUCCGCGCACUGCACGCCAACGGUAUUAUAUGGCAUAGAUCAUUUUGCUGCUUGUUAAUUAAUGAGAUAAAGAAAAAAAAACCGAGAAAGACCUCUGAUCUACAGCUAAUAUACUCGGAGACUCUGACGGCGUCUCUUACAUGCUAUCCGUUAAUUUUGCCUAAAAGCGAUGCGAGCAAUACGAUUGAUUAUAUGUUUUGGCCAUUUCAUAUAUGGCACUUAACUCAAACUCAAUACAGCUUAUUACAUGCCAAAUAAAAUCCCUUAAUUUUAAGCACGCAAUAACGUUUUUUUUAGUGAAGUGAUUCUAUACAGUAUGAAAUUCCAGAUGUAUUGUUCAGACUUUAUUCCGGAAAUUACAGAAUAUAAUACAAUUUCACAAUAGUUUUUAGCAGUUAGGCCUUUCACAAAUCAAAAUAUGCAGUCAGUAGCUUUUCACUCAGGAUAAAGGUGUUUAUUCUUAUGGCUAAACCUGACAAGGCUGCCAAAAGCCUCUUACAUCCCAACAUCAGCAUGCAUAUUCUCCAUACUGUUCUACAUACAUUUCUUAAGAUGCUGACAACGAGAAUUUCUUAAACAAUCAAGAGCUUCUUUAUUAUGUGACAUUUCCUUUAUUCUUGAUUCAGGGAUAAUAUUGUACUGAAGGAGAAAUUAAUGGCUAAUCACCCUUAGGAGUCAAAGGGUUAAACUCACAUAAUUAAUUGCGCACUGAUCUCAAGCUGUAGUGAAAGUUUACUGUGAAAGUGUGAGGUACACUCGAUAUAUUGUCUAUAUUCGAUAUACAUGAUUUUCGCUGCGUUUUGCAAUGAUGUCUUUUAAAAUCUUUUACAGUUUACCUCCUAAGAUCCAACAUCUGAUGCCUAAGUCUCAAACUUAUUGUCAUCUGACUAUUUCCCCUCGUAGAUAAGUUAAGAGAGAAUUUUAAGAGUGCUAUUACAAGAAAACACUAAUCAGCCGACAACUCUCUCUAUUCUAUCACUCGUUUGCUCGAUGAUCAGUGAUAAAUAUUGCAGUGGGAAAUUAUUCUCUAAUCACUUCUUGGAGGAAAGAGAAUAAAAGGACAUAUUAUUUACUAGAUCGUGACUGACCUCAGAAUUUCGUGUCAACAACCAAAUGCUGUAAACCCAGUUAAAUUUAUUCGAUAGUCCUACAAUAUUUUCCGUGUUUUCAAUGUUGCUUUUUUUCCAUUUUACACUUUAUUUAGUUGUAUAUCAAACUCAGAAAUUUGUUUGAGGAAUAUUGGCCGUCGUUUGAUAUUUGUUUGAUAUCUGUUUGUUUUUUUUCCAAUGGACAAAAAGAAGAAUUUUUUUGCCUGGAAUAGCUUUCACAAGCGAGGAAAUUAAAAUUACCCCAAAACAUUUUGUUCACAUUUUAGAGUGGGUCGGUCGACAUACUUUGGACUUCAGACUUUCUGUUAAUUAAGCGCCCGGCUUAGCAAUACUAUUUCCCAUUGGAAACGUCUCGAUGAUUUGUAAUUAUUGCAUUCAUAUAAGAGAACGAGUAUUGAAGAAGUCAUUGUAGCAAAUUAACAGCCAUAAAAGCAUUCCUGGAUUUCGAAUAUUUGCUGUUUCACUAUGGCGUAUGAAAACUAGACUCGGCUGAGCUUACAGUUACAAGUUUACCGCAGUCAGCGAUCUCACCAUAUAAACCUAAAAUACUUUGGUAGGACAACGACGCAACAGAGACCAAGAAGACAUUUUUUUAUUUUUAUCAUUUUUGAUUUAAUUAAAAUUAUCCAGCGUGAAGUAUACCAUUCGUGAAACUCUCCAGAACACCUGCGUCAGGAAUAACUGUAACCAAGACAAAAACACUUGCUACUGAAGAGAUUUGACGCGAAACACUUCAUGAGAAGGCCUUUUACUCCGUCAUUUGUAAUAUGAAUAAUACUACUACAAUUUUCUUCGGACCGUACGGGCGAUUUCGGUUAUGACAUUAUAUUAAAACUAUUGCUAAUGAAUAUGUGGUUAAGCUACAGAAGGUCAACUAUAACAUAACGGUGCAUUUGGGCUACUCUAAUUGGGUAAUGUUUUGAUUGUGUCGAUGACUGACCUCAUAAGCAUAUGUGUGCUCUCGAAAAGUCUCUGGAAACUUGAAUAAAAGACCGUGCGCUUAGGAUUACAAACAGCGUAAAAAUCCAACUUUGAAAAAAUUGAGCGGGGCAAGCUAACUAAACUGAAUUUUUUUUUUACAUACAGAGAAAUGAGACUAAAUUAAAAUACAACAGAACUGAAAAUUCUCUCUAAUGGUGAGGUGGACUGUCCAGUGUUUUUGAAGCAAAAUGGCCUUGUAUUGACAAUAGAACCUUUAGCAAACCACAACGGCAACGGUAACGAGGACUUGACAAAGCAAAAGAUAUAAUGAGCAGAACAAUAGCUCAGCACGUGCGUUUUAAAACUGUGUACACUUCAUAGCUUUCCUCUGCAAAAUAACAAAGUGAAAUCAUCAAAAUUUGCGUGGUCCAAGAAAGGAAACCCCGACGGCAAAUUAUUCAAGUUCCUAGUUAGAACUCAUCGUCGCUAUCAUACGUUGUGCUGAGGUUAGCUUUCGGCGCCGGAAGAGAUGGUAAACACAUCCAGUCAGUCGCGUAAUUCCAACUAAAAGUAUAUUCAUUUUUAAAUCGACGUCUUCCUUGGCGUUGCAGUCCUAACUGCUAGAAAUCCUUAAUGAGUUUAUUUGCACGUGCAGCGAGUGUAGUAAACCUUAAGAUUAGGGUUGGAGUCACUUCCGCUGGAGGUCGGCGUGGUAAGUAUCUCUGAUCUAUGACAUAAUAAUGCCUCUUUGUUAGGGUAAGUUUCGUGUGAAAGUUCCUUCACGUUGGUAAACCAUUCGAGUGGUCUAAUCAAGAAAGCGGAAAGGAGUUAACAAAAAAAGAAUUAUUUCAUUCGCUUGAAAAGGAAAAUUAAACAAAGGCAGAAAAUAAAUUACCUUGCAGACACCGCCAAAUCACGAAGUUUGAACUUCAAUGAUCUGACAGAAUUGUAUUUUUUUUAAUGGAGUUGCUGCAGCUUUUUUCGCUGUCUCGAGUCAAAUUAAGAUAAAGGCUUUUUCUGCAAGGAAAGGAACGCGAAUAUCACUGAAGAUACCGCCACGAUUUUCUUAUUUUACUUGUUUACGAUGUUUACCUUCGGCUGUAGUCAAAUCUAUGAUGGAAUAAUCUUCCAAAGGGUCUUGCAACCUUUGCAAGAGCAUUAUGAUGAUGGAAAAGUUUAUUGGUUUGUUUGUAGCUGAUAUUUAUCGUGAAAAGCGCCGGAAAACCGCCGGCACAAGUCCCUGGCUCAGAAAAAUAAAUAAUGAAUAAACAGAUGCGUAAAAAAAAAAAACAAUCUCCGCCCUGUUUGCCUUUAAAACUAGAGAUCCUGCCCGCAUCGAGAAUAUUUCUUGCAUUUUCUCUCUUCAACUUGCAAAGAAAGAGUAACGAUGAGCAUAUAUAAAAGCUUUCAAUCGGCAUUCACUCUUUCUGAUAACAGGGUGACCCUUUUGUUUGUCAUCGCUGAUAAGUGUUACCAUAACAGAUUGUAUCAUCACUGUUCGCUCAAUUGGCUCGGGAUAAAAUCUCUACGGGUCAUCUAACUGAAGCACCGCAGGUAGUCUUAGUUAGGCGUCUUUGCCUUUUGAUGUCAUGUGCUCAAUUUGUCUGUGAAACAAAACGAUUAGCAGUCCGCUUUGUUAGCUAGUAAUAUUGCUGUAGGCGCACUCUUCGUCUGAAGUUCGUCUGAGGAAAUAGCGGCGUUUUCCUGUCACUUUUAGCAGCUGAACUCCUAGUGAGACAACAAAUUGAUCGAGAAUUAGUCCCAGGAAUUAACACAUACUUUGGUAAGCUCAUAAACAAACAAUUAUUUUAAUGAGGAUGAUUUCAUUUUCACUUAUUUGUUUAUUUUACAUUUGUUAGCGAUAUCGUGUCCAAAUGGCAUCCAUGCAAAUGUUUCCCGUCCUAAUCUCUCUAUUGUUGGUGACUUUGUUGGACCAAUUGAGUGCCGUGUUUCUAAAACGAAAUUCAUUUUAAUUUUGGGUCUUUGUUUGUUACGACCCGUGGUAUGCAAAUUUCUAGAGGUUUCUAAAAUUGUAUUAUUCGCGAGAUAGUUAAGUUAAAAACGCUGAUUUCUAAUCAUUUUGCCGCCUCCUCGUUUAAAUCAUUUGCCAAAAUUAUUCGUGAACACAAAACUUAAUUUCAUGAGGAGGCAACUGGAACCCAUCAGAAUGUUCUGAAAUUUACACCGGAUGUAAAUUUGACUACUGCGCACUGGUUCCUCGAAGGACGUUUUGACCUGAUUGAAGUUGUCACUUAUAAAAUUCAUUAUUCGUUCAAUCCCUUGCAGGGAAACUGCAAAAUUUAUUAGAACCUUCGCUAAACUCUCGACAGUUCUUCGUGGUAUGAACAAAAUUAAAGGAAAUUUUCGCACCGGAAAUUUAUGAUCAAUUCGAGUCGAAACUGUACGUUGGUGACGUUAACAUGGUUGUCUUCGUUUGUGUUGCUGUCUUUAUUUUCUUUAUUACGGAUAUUAUUGAAAAUUUUUUACGUUUGUUUACGCAGGAACUGUGGUUAAGUGCUACUUCUCAAUCGUCUGAAAAUCAAAGUUAUGGAGGAGGGCAUGGUCGCUAUUCGAUGAAAACCUCGACAAUGUCAUCCAAACCGUUAGAAAAUGGAAAUAGUAUGGCGCUACCCGAGCAUCCCAAGCAAUGGAAAUCACGGCUGCAGAGAUUCCAAAGUUCGUUGAGAAAGUCGAUACGAAUUAAGAAGGGAGUUUCGCCACGAUCAGCCUCUCUUGUUGGCGGAGAAUAUCGAAGCGACCUCAGCAAAGAUCAUCAAAAUGGCUGUGUGAAAUAUACUACAAAACACGUGAGCCGGGAAAUUUUGCCAGCGAAGGAAAAACAGAAUGGAGUGUCACACAAACACCUUAAUGGGAUAAAAACAAGUUCGCACUCACAUUACGUGAAUGGGAAAACAUCAUUUGACAGCUAUAGUUUUGAUAAUCGGAAAUUUGAGCAAAACAAAACAAACGUCAAUAGCGCUCGGAAGAAAAAGAAAAAUUCCGCGGGUUCGACUCCGAGCCUUGGUGCAAAUGAACUCAUCAGCGAGCUGCCAGAUUGCGGUCACGAAACAUCAUACCGUCAGAAGAAAACAUUCAGAUCAAAGCGACAAAGGGCAAAGACAAACACUGAAAAGACAUCUCUCUCAAAAUCUAAGAGCUUAAGUAUACUAACAAAUUUAUUUAAGCGAGCAAGUCAUUCAAAGAGAGAGCAUGACCGUGGGAAAAGUUUGUCUUUCACUGCACCUCAGUCUCCGCUAUCGGACCAUUUAUCAACAGAUAGUAACAACACUAAUUUCGAUACAUUGGUAACAGAUAUUGUUGUCAGUACCUCAUCCAUUGACUCUUAUUGUGAUAACGAUUCCCGUUGUAAAGAUAGCAAGUAUUAUUCUUUGAAACGCUCAAAAAGAUCACUGGUUUAUCCGAACAACAACAUUUGCAGGUCGCUUUCUAUGGACAAUUCAUUACAACCGUGCACUGAUUCACUCAUGGAAAAAUCGCGAACAUUAGCUGCAAUUCCACCUUGUAUACAAGUGGAGGAAUAUCAAGAAAAUCGCGGAUGUUUCGAGAGAUCGCUCACGGUUGAAUUUAGCCCUGGUUCCUCUGGGUCAGUGUCAAUUGAAACGGGACCUGCAUAUGAUCAAGAUAUGACAGCCUCUCCGCAUUCGUGCCGAGAAUUCGAAGCGGUGGACUCAUUUUCAAGAGGUACUCCAAAAGGUGGCCUACCGUUCGAAAGCAAGCGAAAUAUCACCCGCAAUGCCGAAAGGAAUCGUGACGCAUGGAAAAGACGCUCGGCUCCUCCUAUCUUGUCAAAUUUUGCACAUGAAGACCCGUUGAAUAUUGGAUCACCAAUUUUCUUUGAAUUGAAGACUGAUAUUGCAACUGAAGAAGACAGCCGUGCUCACUUGGAGCGUGAUAGUCUCAGGGAGCAGACUAUUUUUCCCGAGGAGAGGGAUUUAUCUUCCAAAGCUGUCGAGUGCGCUGAGCUCACGGCAACCGAAAUGGGGAACAGCCUAUCGUUAGGGGUACAAGGGCUUCAAAAACCGCGCAAGUGUAGUUCCAAAGAUGCCAAAUUCAAACUAACGAUCCUUCGACCUCAAAGGAAAAACGGAAAAACUUUAAACGAUAAACUUGAUGGCGAUGUGGAUCAUUUUAUCCAGCAGCCUGAAUACAUGGAAUGUUUCGAACGAGAACUUGACAGGCGGAAUUACCUGUUGAGCCACGGCUGUUCGGGUAAUGAACUUACAAAAGACAAAUCAACCCCUUUGUGCGAGGGUACUGAAGCGCUCUAUGUGCGUGAAAAGAUGAUUUAUGCCUUUGACGAAAAUAAUUAUUCACAAGAUUUUUCCUCUGUUAAUUUCACAACUCGCGUGAUCACUGGCGAAAGUCUAUCCGAGGAAAAGUUGACUACUGAUGAAAAUACAAUCUGUGAAAAUACGGGAAGUUUACCGAUUGACAAAGUAAACAAAGAAGACAUAGUUUACGAGGAAGACUUUUGUUCUCCGACUUUUGGACAAACAGAGGACGACGAAUCAUCACAACAAGGAGUUUGUUUAUCUUGCAGGGAAACGAGAAUCGAGUUAAGGAGUUCUGAAUUAAAUAGAUGCUCUCUCGUUUCUCCUGGUCCUUCGCCGAGUCCCGAGAACUUUAAAGACGUAAAGUUGCGUGAUCAUACAUGUACAUCUUCUGAGUUAAUUACCAGCGGCUUACGUGCGAAUUUUAAGGGCCGCCAAGGAUUGGCUGAAAGUCUUAAAGUGAAGAGUUUGCCUUGCUUGCCGGUAGGGCCUUCAAUUCGCAAGGAAGCAAUGUUUAACAGCUUUCCAGACAUUAGAAAAUUACACAUACAUAAUCUGACACAAAAAUUCCUCUCAGAAUAUGGAAGUGACAGUUUGUCAUCAUGUAGUUUAAAUUUGGAAAACAGUUGUGAAAAUGAUUCAGUUGUUGAAAACAGUGGAUAUGAAAUAAAGUCACCCCCAUGGGAAGAUGUCACGAGAAACGGAGAUUUCUCUAAUCAUUUGUGCCCAGAAUCACCAAAGGAGAGGCAGCGUGCCUACAGUACCAGGAUACCCCACAGGUCUCCAGUACAACAGGUGCUACAGACAGAGAGUCGCUCAGUUUCUUGCUGUCAACUGGACAGUAAUGAUGAUGAUGAUAACCCUGUUUCAUAUACCAGCCCACCCUAUGUCAGACCACGCAUUCAGAGUCUUGAACAACUACCACCAUGCACAGCAGAGGUCAUCCUCAAGAAAAAGAAAAGUAUUAUGCGCAAAACCAGGAUGAGACACACCACCUCACUGUCCUGCGUCGACAAUGUCUUCAAUGAUAUGAUUGAUAAGGGCAAGCGCCAUUCCUAUGGUGGUUAUGGUGAUGAAAGCUUCUUGCAGCUUCCACAAACAUUACAUAAAUCUCACAGUGCUGAAAGCCCAUUGGAUAGUUGUAACAGUUCUAUGCAAUCUCUGAACUCAUCAUCAUCAUUCACUGAAAACGAACUGGGAAGCAGCUUCUCUUUUGCAUCUCAGCUGUCCCUUCCCGUUGCCUUUGAUCAGAGUUUGGGUCGUUCACGCAGUGUGCCUGGACUUCUUGGUGUUGACAACCCCCAGCCUUCACCCAUCCCAGAGGAACAUUCUUCAGUGGACUGGACUUACCUGUCAGGAGAGAACAGUGAUGAGGAGGAUGAUGAGGUUAGUUAUUUAAUUCAUUUCAUAGAUGACUGAAGAAACUUUUGGUGUUAAGUACAAGAACAUCAAUUCCACCAAAAAUGUUGCCACAGAUUGAAAGACAAUGUGCUGUGGGCCAGUAACAAGUGGAAAUGAUUUGACCAACUAAAGGUUUCUUCACCCAUCUUUUUAAUUCCCCAUUUCAUUCUUCCUUUCCUUCAUUCAAUGAAGGAAUCAAUUCAUCAAUGAAUCAUUAAUUCACUCUAUCAUUUUCACCCCUCUAACUCACUUGAGUGACCAAGGCAGAAUUUCUCCUUACAAUAUCAAUACAUCUUCAAGCAGAUAAUUAAUGAGAAUAGUGAAAAAUAUCAAUCAGUAGAUUAUUAGUUGAUCCAAAACCAAAUUCUCUGAACUAAAAGCAUAAGAAUUCUUUGGCAAAUAGUAAGGAGAAUUAUUCAUGAGAUCUUGGGAGUGAAAGCAGUUAACGCCCUUUUGGAUUUGUUCAGUCUCUGUCAGGUACAUAUAUUUGUUUACAUUUAGGCCUGGAAACUUUUUUAUGAGACUCCUUAAUAACCCUUUAACUCCCAGAUUAAAUUUAUAAUUCUCCUUACUGCCAACCAUGCAAUUCUUAUAAUGUUAGUUCAGAGAAUUUAGUAUUGAAUCAACCAAUUAUUCCUAAAUUGAUAUUUUUCUUAAUUCUCAUCACUUAUCUGCUUGAUAUCGUAUUGAUAUUGUAAGGAGAAAUUCUGUCUUGGUCACUCAUGGAAGUUAAAGGGUUGUGGUGUGCACCAUUUUUUUUCUGGUUGCAUUUCAUGGUAGUAAUUAGGUUUUGAUGAGCAUUUUGGUUAACAAGGGGCAGAUUUCAUCCUUCUGACAAAUAACUCAUCAAUUUUGGUGACAGUUUUAGAUUCAAAUACUCUUACGUGCUUCACUUAUUUGUUUGUCAAGUUUCAUUUUUAGUCCUUCUUUGCAUGUUGUCUCAAUAUUUUACAACUGAACCUUAUGACUGACUGGUUUCAUUCAGUUUUAACUUAAUUACUGGUCACAAACUGUCACUAAGUAUAUCUGAUUAAAUCAGGUAACAACUGAACAGUGAACUCCCCCUUCCUCUCCCCCCCCCCCCCUCCACCUAUUCAAAUGGCACAGGGAAGCCCUCAGAGCAAUAACCCGAGGGAAAACUGAGAAAUUGGUGGUAAAUUGUUUACACUGAUACAGAAUGAAAGUUAAAGAACGCACAAUCAACUUUUAAACUAUUACAGAUCUUUUUCGAUUCAUAAAAACUUGGUUAAGUUCUUUUAGAAGUGUUUUAACACAACUUCACCAUUUUCUGAUCGGUCUAUAAUUCUGACGCAAAACUUGCAUUUUCUCGUUUUAUUUUAGCCAGCAAACUGCUAGCAUGUGAUCAUGUUAAUCCACUUUUUAUAUGAAUGAUAAAUUGAUUUAAUCCUAAAAUCCUCGGGAGGAUUAUUAUUAUCAAUGUUUAGUACUCUGUUUUACUGGAAAACUGUUGUAUUGCAGGACAAAACUCGCAUGUGAUCGUUUCAAAGAUAGUCAUUUUUACAUGAAUUUAUCUUCAAUAAAUUAUAAUAGCUUUGGAGAGCGAAAAACAUAGAAAAUGUUUUAUGCCUAGCACAGGUCAUCAACUGAGAUUUAGGGACAGAAAAGCAAAUUUAGCGUUGAAAGGUAACUGUGAUAAUGAAGCUUUAUCUCUGCAAAUUGCCUGAGGUUUGCAAUCAUGCUGCAAGCAUGGGACAGAUUGCAUCCAGCUGGAGUUUGACAGCUCGGCCCCAGGUGUUGAAAACUUUAGGCUGAAUUAGCAUUAUUGACGUUGUUCAGGGAUUCUGUCAAUCGCAAGCAAACAAAGUGAACGAUGGAUAUAUAGAUCGUAUUUCAGUGGUUUGCCAGCUAAAUUAGUGCCAGGCAGAGCUAUGUUUUGAUUAUAAACUCAACCACAUUUGCUCUCACUGUCAGUUGCUCGCUGACGAUCACGUUGAAAAGUCAUUAGCAGAGGCAAUUUGAAGUCGAAGUGUCGGUCGUAAGCGCUCCUCACUCAAAUGGCCACCUGGUAGUAAGAUAAUCAUGUACUUGAGCAUAAUAUGGCAGUUUGGAUUUAUCUCGUAAUGUCCGCUCUCUUUGGUUGUUAAAACCAUUAAGCUUACGGCUCGGCGUUAUAUUACCAGGUAAGACUAUUCCCGUAUCGUCUGUCCAAUCGUGAUUAUUAAUGUUGCAUUAGUCUGUAAGCUAAUCCAGGUCUGAUACCGCAAUCGACAUAUUGAAAACGUUUAUAAUCUUCCAGAAUCGCUUUGAAAUCUAUUUUCCAACGAAAUGUGCGUUUUAAAUCUCCUAUUUUUGAUCAUUAUGAUUCCGUUAAUUUCUGUUCUUUCCAAGUGGGCUUAAAUGUGUUUUGAAAUGCUUGACCAGUGUAGCAUACGAGUAAACACGAUUCUUGAACAUUCCUAAAAUGUUGUAAGUGCGGAUGAUUAUAUAAAUCUUCUAUCCGUUAGCGACUUUACAGCUUGCGUUAUUGAUCAAUUUGCGCCAACAAGUUAGACAUGUAAGCGCGGCUCUACAUAUGUUUCCAUUCGGCGAUGAUGGACAUAUCAAGUUCAAAAUUAAAAUGGCGCACUCGAAAAACUUUAAAAAGCUGUCAUUCAGCGAGCCAGACAAGAACAUAAAAAUACAGAAAGUACAUUAGUGUGCGAUACAGCUAAUAGAUUUAAAUUGAACCGCAAAUUCUGCUUUUGUUUAUGUACACCAAAGCCAAAUUCAUGUCAAAACGACGUUUUUAUCACGAGAGUUAGAAUUUCAUUUCAUCUGUGUGUAAACUUAAAUAAUCCAGAUCGUGUUUGAUCCAGCGUCAAAAUUUGGAGUUUUAAAACACCCAUUCACGAAGUUAGAAGUUUACCGCGCGCAUUAGUAUCUACUGUACAAUGUUUUUAUUCCUUUUUCCCUCCAGACUCUAGCUAUUAAAUAUCAAUUAUACCGACGCAGUAAAAACACAUUUCCUUCGGUGGUGCUAAAAGCUUAAAUGCGUCAAAAUCAGUGCGCAAACAAACUAUAAAUAGCCUCGGUUAAAAUCGAUGGGCUAUCAUUUGAACGUAAUCCAUAAUGAUUUAUUUCAGUCACCGACAACUUAAUUGUAUUUGUCGUUCGUGAAAGUGUUCACGUCUUAGUUUACUUGAAAUUUGCUCACAGAAGGAAAACGCAUUCCAGAGGUUAAUCACAGAGUUUUAAUUGUUUCCUAAUUGUGGCACUUCUAAUAUUUUAUUCAUUACCAUUAACUUCAUUAAUGGCCGUGGGAAUAUUUUCUAGAGAAGGUGCCGAACUUGGGAGAGUCAUUUUAUUUGCAUUUCUUUAUCCAACCGCCUUUGUUUGAAAUUCGAAUUUCUUGCGAUCUUGAUUCGAGAAAACAUUGAUCCUUUUUGCAUUUUGGUUUCUGACCUUCUCAAUACACAACUAAUAUUAUCGAUUCUUCUCAAAAUAUCUGAAUAGUAACACUGUUUCUCUCGUGUUGGCCUAAAAGAUGGGCUGAAUAUUGUGGAAACGCGCCAAAUUUCCAAGCCGUAUAAUUGCUAGACUUUGGGAUUUUAGAAAGAGGAACACAAAGUACCAUGGUUGAACUUUUUCGGUCGUUGGAAUGAAUAUGUCGUCUUCUUAUCUCCUGUUUACAUAUAUCACUGAGAACAAUGUAGCUUUCUUUUUUGCUAUAUUCAGUGCGUAGACUCUUAUACAUAUAUAUCUUUAAAAAAAAAACGUGUGAGCAGUAGAGGGGUUUAUUUCUGCCAUUUAAAAAAUAUUUCUCAUUUUUUAAUUCGUACAGUUGACGCCAUCAUUUUGUAUUUGUACAUUUUGUAGCGUAUCUUGCAAAUGUAAACUGGAUUCGUCUCGAUUUUUGAUUUUUCACAAGGUUGAACUCACGUUGCGAUACAGGAGCUACAUUGAAGCGUCCGAAUAUAAUCAACCCCCUGUUUAGGAUAAUGAUUUUUCGGCGAAGAUGUGCAUGCAAGAAUCACUUGGAUAAAUUCUUUAGUAAAAUAUAAACAAAGGAGAUCGAUAUAUGGGUGCUUAACUUGCCAGUUUUACUUUUAAAGAAUUCAUGUUUCGGAUGAGAAUACUUAAAUUUGAAUAAUUUAAACGAGAUCAAAUCAGUGCAUGCCUUUUCACUUGAUGCAAAUUUUUCCCUGGUAUGUCAAUUUCGCUUUUGAUAUCUUAAUAGACUGUAGUUUCUUUAUAAAAUCUACAAGUUGGUCUAAAAGUGACUUGAGAUUGGCGAAGAGAGUCCGAUAUUAUUUGUUAAAAAUAAAUACAAAUGUCGGCUUAGUUCGCUGAUGGCUCUUGCACUAUACGCUGUAAACGAAUGAAAUAUUAAAAAAAGAAGGGAAAAAGAAACGCUUGAGUGAGGGUAGCCUACGAAUAGAGGUUUGACCUUACAAGUGUUUACUGCAAAGGUUACUGAAGUUGUAACGAGCUUGCAAAGUGGUUAUCAUCUUGCUUAUUGGUGAAGCACGUCAAAGGAAACUCACACGCGUCAUAAAUUACUUCGUGAAGGCAGUAGUUAAAAAAUACAUCAAACAAACUUCGUCAGUACAAUAUCAGCCCUGCUUCUUUUAGAUCAAUAUUAAGAAAGCUCGAAAUUGUUUUAUCCGCGCGAACAAAGUCCAACUCACUUUUUUUUAUUUCCGGUUACGCAAUAGAUGGAUGUACCGGAAGCAUUUGCUGAGGCCCUGUGGGAUCACGUGACUAUGGACCCGGAGGAGCUGAGUUUCCAAGUGGGUGACAUCAUCACUGUGCUGACUAUGACGUCAUGUGACUGGUGGUUUGGACAGGUUGGCGACCGGGUUGGUUGGUUCCCUGCGCCUUUUGUUCGGGUAAGUGGAGUGUUUUUGAGGAUUGAACUGGGAUAAAAUAAAGUUAGAGUAGUACUUCUAUGAGGUAAUGCUUCUCGUCCAUUGUUUUCAGCUCGAACUGAAAGUAGCGUUCUUAGUUUAGAGCAAUUUUCAAUUGAGUUUCGAAAGAAAUUCGGAAUUGCCCUUCGUUUUGAUUACCUCGCUACUUGAUUGGUCCAGAAAACUCGCGCCACUUUUUCAGUCAAUUAGAUUCCAAACCAAAUUCAAUGGCGACCUUGUUACUCUCGUUUUCCCGCGUUUCUUGGGAAAGACUUUUUUAUUUCCCCUAUUUAUUCUCAUAAAAGUAUAAUAAAAUGUUGGAUUUAUUAAGAUGCGAUAUACACGUACAAUAUUUCGUUUUCAACCGAGCAAUAUUCAUCAUCACCAAGUAGUCGUCAUACAAUUAACAGGGAAAUUCAGUAGCAAUUCUGAUAUCAGCGUUCACUGCUUAGGUUCGAGUGUCACAGACUUUGGCUGCGGACGAAACCAAACUUGCUCCUCCUGUGCGGACCAGAAAAGGAACCAAUGAGGGAUUUCUCUCAGACAAUGACGUCAGGUCACGUGUCGUCCAAGAAAUCCUCAACACUGAGAGAGAUUAUGUCAAGAACUUGGAAGAUGUGGUGGAGGUGAGCUGGGGCACAGUUGCUAUCUCGAGCGGAAAUCAAGCGUAUUCAUAAACUCUAUUUUGCGAACGUUGCUUAGGGGAAAAAGACACUGAAGGGAAAACACCAAAGAGGAAUUUGUAAGACAUGUAACCUUUGCACGAAGAUUGAAAUAAUUUCCCAAACCUUCGGUGUGAAGUGGCUUUGUAAAUUUCUUUGUGCACACACUGUGAGAACGAAAUGUUAUGAUGCCAAUAUAUUUUAAACUUCUGUUUAGGUUUGGAUUUGUCUCAUACCGUUGUUUUCCUAGAGUUACUGUCGAUUUUCAAGACCAUGACUAUGGCGCCCAUUCCUUCCUUUACUUUUCCUUUCAUGCAGAAUCACGUUUGCCUUGAUAACUUUUAUGACUUUUGCGCCUUGAAAGUGAAAUUUUGAUUUUCUUUUCACAGGGUUAUCUUAAUCAAGCCAAAAAGAGAACGGAUAUGUUUACCGAGGACCAGAUUACCAAGAUCUUUGCUAAUAUCGAACAGAUAUAUCAAUUUCACCAGGAAAUAUUGAGGCAACUGGAAGAGUGUUUCGUGGAAGGAGACCCGUGUGCGUCUGAGAUUGGUGCUGUGUUUCUAAAUAAUGUAAGUCUAUCUCGCAUACCAUCAUAUUGCAUCUUGUAGCUUUAAUCAAAUCUCAAGUGACCUGAACCUUUUUUUAUCAUUUCCUUUUGCUAUUUUCGCUACACAGAGGAAGGGCUUUGAUAUUUACUCGGAGUAUUGCAACAACCACCCACACGCAAUGGCAGAGCUGAAGACAUUGAGUGAAAGCAACAAAUACAAACAAUUCUUUGAGGUAUGAAAUGAUUUAUUUUUACCAACGAAUCGGGUAUUAUUUUUUUGGUGCUCUUUAAGUUUCCUCUUGUACAUAAUCAAACCUCACCGUCCAUUACUUGUCAAGAGCUUGAGGUCGCAUUUCUUUAAUUUUUCCACUUUCGAAUUGCCCAUUAUUUUUUUAUUUAUGUUGUUUUAUUUUUUUUUUGAAUCAUACUUUUGGUCUACCUCUAGGCUUGUCGUCUUCUACAGGAAAUGAUUAAGAUAUCGCUUGAUGGGUUCUUAUUGACUCCAGUUCAAAAGAUCUGCAAAUAUCCUCUGCAGCUAGCGGUAGGUUUGCUAUGUUUUUUCUCUAUAUCUUUUGGUUUGACCAGUCAUGGAUUAUUUUUACGGCCCGAUGUUGUAGUUACUAUUACAUUUUGAUGUUGAGAUCUGAACAGUGUCUAAGAACACGGAAAUUCUUUACACUCCCGCCAUUUUGAAAUAUAGUGCUAAUGGUGCCAUGAAGGCAAACAAACAGAAUUGUUAGAGUUUGGAGGAGCCCCCGAGAAGAAGCUCAUACCAAGAUUGCCACUCGCGUUAGACUACGUUGAGAAAGAAGAUAGUUUGUCUGUUGGUCUUCUAGAAUGAGUUUGAACGGAAAAGAAGUGAAGCGAAUCCUGUGUUUGAUUGGCUGCCCGUACGGGAUUACCCGCUUUGCUCCCACUAAAGCGAAAUUCUUGGAAGGAAUCUUUUUUUCUCAUGUUAAAACUUUAAUUAACCAAACUUUUUCGGUUUAGUUGGCUAGAAUAGUGUGUGGGGAAUAAGUAAGGAACCCACACUGUCGCUUUUCUCUUCCAGUUUUUAAUUUCUCGGAUCCUCUCACGUACACAACAAAGUCAUAUAUCAGACUGACUAAAACUACAAUCAAUUGUCCUUUUAUCUUAUGGACACACCUUGAUCAAACGUACGCUGAUUGGCUAAAAAGAUCUUUUAGACAAAAGAUAAAGAAACUCAUUCAUCAGAGCAGACAGAACGUGACGCUUGAUCUUUGGGCCGAUAUUUCACAAUCAUUACAUCAACAUUAACUUAAAUCAGUACUAAGUAUCCUAUUUCCGACAAGUGCCUUGCUCGUUUUCGCAUUUUUUAUUGGACAUUAGCUUCGUGUUUUAAUAUACCUUGACGAAGUCAAGGUCUAUUAAAACACGAAGCGAAUGUCCAGCCACUCGAAAUCACGUAUGAUGAAUGUGUCUUCAAACUGCAAACUCUUUAUUCUUAAGUUUAUAUAUUUAUCUUUCUUCUCCUUGCUCAGGAGCUGAAGAAGCACACGAGACCAACCCACAAGGAUUUUCAGACGGUGAAGCAAGCCCUGGAAACAAUGAAAAACGUCGCCUCGCUAAUCAACGAACGGAAAAGGAAAGUUGAGAGUAUCAACAAGAUUGCGAAGUGGCAAAGCACGAUUGAGGGGUGGGAGGUGAGUGAAGAUCGACCCCAGGGGGAUGGGAAGGGGAAAGGUAGUAAGGGGGAAGUUAAAGAGAAAGAUGUCGCUACGUUUGAUCGAGGCACAAUUUAGCUUAAAUUGUUGGGCGAUACAAACGAUGAAAUUAAGACAUAAGAGGAGUCGUUGUUGUCGAGGAAAGAUGUCUUGAAGUGAAGAAAAAUGUUAUGACAAGAAAAGAAUGGAAGCAGUCCAGUGCAAUUUUGUUUCAGACCUGGCCAGUUCACUUCCAGGACAAUUUGAGCUGGAAACUGAAAAAGUUCCUGGGAAUGGGGUGUCAGCUUUGAUAGCCUAACAUAUUACAUCGAGAAAUUAGUAGUAUUAGUGUGGUAUUUGUGAGCGUGUAAGUGUCGGAUAUUUGUGCUCUCCAUUGAACGCUUCGUUACCUUGUUUUUCUUUCUGAAGGGCGAGGCCGUUUUAGAGAAGAGCUCGGAACUGAUUCAUUCUGGUGACGUGAUCAAGACUUCCAAUGGGAGCUCACAAGAUCGUGUCAUGUUCUUGUUUGAUCAUCAACUUGUUUAUUGUAAAAAGGUGAGAACUAAUGAUUCAUCAAGGCCCAGGGAAACACUUGUGUCACAUUUUCUAAACUAAAAGCAGUCCUUCCUUUUCUGCCAAAUCUUCCUUGCGAGUAAAAAAUAUCGCGGGGAAAAAAAAUGAUAUUAGCGCGCCAUGCGGAACUCUGGGAGUAAGGCUACAACUUUCCGUAUAUCCACGCAGCGUGUUCACAUCAUUUUUUUUCCGGAAUAGUUUGACUCGCGCGACAGGCUUCGCAUGAAAAGAGGGACUGCUCGGAGUCUUCACGUCCUCCGAUUCUGAAAAUUAAUUUCUAAGAAAACUACUUAACAACUUUUUUAAAAAAAAUUGUGUUUGGCUUAUUUUCAGGACAUUUUAAAGAAGAAUGGUUUGACUUACAAGGGAAGAAUUGACAUGGAUGACUGCUCGGUUGUUUGGUUGAAUGACGGGGAAGGUAAAAGGAAUGGAUCUUGUUUUAGAUUGGCUGUUCUUAUUAGCUAUAGAAGGCUUUCCAAACUAAUGUUGUAAAACUAAAAUCAAAGGCGCGACAAAAGGCGAUCAGAACAAAGUGAUCACAAGACAAAACCAUAUCAAAAUGCAACGUCCAGAGUCGCGGCGUGGUUUUGUUUAAGAGGCGUUUUUCUUGGCCAAUCACAGUUUAAAGCAGUCCUGGUUUAAAGUUGGUCUGUUAAAUCCAUUUAAUCAAACCGAGUUCGCAUAAAGGCUUUGCUGAGCUGAAAUCCGCCUUUGUUAUUGAUUUUUUUAGAAACUUUAGACAGAUCGCCGCUAAAUAACGCGUGGAAAAUUUACAACUUUAAAAAAGAAAGAUGGUACAUUUUCUACACCAAGAAAGCCGCUCAGAAAGAGAAAUGGAUGAAGGCGUUCAAGGACGAACGACGCAGGGUCAGUGAAGACGCCAAAACAGGUAAUUAACUUUAUUACUGAAUACCUCAGUAUUUUCGCAAAAUAUCUCUAACUAAUUUUUCCCCCCCCCUUCUUCAAGCGUACGACUACUUCUUCCUUCCACUUUUCUUUUUGUUUUUUGUCGUUGAAGUUGUUUUUUAGUGUUGUUGUUGUUUUUUUUUUUUUUUUGGAGGGAGAGGGGAUUGGAAGAGGCAACCUUGGUGGAGGUAUGUCAGGGUUUUUUCGUCUCGAAACACUUCGCCAAAUUUUUUCAAGUUUAUUGAUUGCAAUCCGUGUUAACCUUAGGACGCUUAAGAACGACUAAAAUCUAAUUUCUCCUCACAAGAUCACUUCUGAAUUACACAUUUAAGUCACGAGAAAAAAGGAAAUGAUCAGCAACUGAAGAAGCUUUUGAUUGUUAGACAAAUUCUCCUCGUCAGCACCUGUGGAAAUGUAUAGAGAACAGUAUGGAGAGUAUGCACACCGAUGUUAGGGUGUAAAGGGUUAAACUUUGCCAUUCUCGACCAUCUUUGUUUCUUUUUCGUUUUAUUUCACCUCCUUUAGUUGUUUCUCCACCCCAAAAAAAUUUAUUUAAAAAGUUUUAGUGUAAUGUGUUGUAAUUUUGAAUGUGAAUUGUUGUUGUAUGUUUGAUCAAAUCGUGCCAUUCUUUCCGGUGGUCAAAAGGGAGUGGCGUCUUUCAUAACAAUAAUUAUUAUUUUUGACUAAAUUAAGUUUUAAUUGUUUGGGUUUAGGUCUUAUAAUAUCACAAAACACCAGAAAAGCUGCCAUGACAGCCGCCAAAGCAUCCGUCAAACAGAAGAAAGUCAAUGGUGAGUUCAGAUUUUUUUCUCUCUUUUGAGCUCAGGGGUACACAUCGAGCAAACAAGGUUUGAGCCCUGGCCGCAGUGCAUUAUGUUUUUGGUAUGACCAGCACUCUUACAGUGCCAAGCUUCACCCAGAGAAAAUAAUUAUUGGUUGUAAAUUAUGAAGAAAGCUGGGGAAGGAACUGUAGGGUAAAAGGGUAGGGUAGAACAGUGGUGGAUAAUCGAUCCCAAGCUUAACUGUAAAUUUGCUUCAUGGUACAGAAACCAGGGCCCUAGUUAGCCGAGGGGCAGGUAGCGCAGUUCUCCCCCCCUUAAGAAAAUGUUUCAGCCAUUUUAUUAAAUGUUGUCUUCGUGGAGUGUUGGUCAGAUUUGAUUUGUUUCAUUGCCCUUCUCAGUCGAAAAUUUCCAGCUAUGACCUUGGAAACCUGGUUUAAUGAGACUUGGUUGAUUUAAAGAGACUAAGAUAUUACACUCAAUUUGUAGGGAAGAAAGAAAAACCGUUCUUGAAGUCACAGUCCACGACAGAAAUAAAACCCCCUCCAUCACCCACCCUGCGUUUACCAGAUCCGGUAUCAAGCGCCGAUCUCAGAGAGGAAGACGAAGAAGGGGAUUCCUUCGGAAACAGAACUUCUGUUAUAAGAAGAAGCUUUGGUUUACGAGGCUCGAAAAAGAGCAAAGAGAAACGUUUGAGUUCGGUCUAUUAACGAGGCAAGUCCAGUGUUCUUCUGUAGUCUUAGACCCCUUAUCUGUGAAUUUGACCGCGAUUGCGUGAGGACAUGAUGGAGGACAUCACUUUCUGGGCGUUGAGUCAGGUCGUGAAGGAUUGGAAACGAUAUUUCAGUCCACAUCGCAAAUAAGUGCCUGUUUCUGUGCAACUGAGAGUGAUUUCGUGACUGGUUCGAUGUGUGCGCGUCAUUUAUGGGUGGACGAGAAUGAUCUGAACACCUCGGAUUCCGAAACAUGGUUUGAACAGGAGUUCGUAAAAAACUCUACUAACUAGUUGAAUGGACCAGGUCUGGCUGUGUGUGAGGAGCUUGAUGAAUAAUACUUCAUAACGUCUUUACGUUUAUGUAACCAGUAGUCAAAUAAGAAAUUUAGCACGGAGAGAGGUACUUCUAAGAUACGUGCGAAAGUUGUGACGAUUUUGUCACUUCCGCUGAGGUCAAGCGUUAGAAGAUUUCCCAGUCAGGAAUUACACAAGGGUCAGAGGGCAUUCAGCAGCAUACUUUGCAUGCUCGUUCCUAAAACAGCGUGGAACCGUAUUUGACAGAAUGAAUGACCCUAAUCGAGCUAGACCUAUCCUGACACCCGUUUGGCGGGUGAAACAAACUGUACCGAAAUAACCAAAUUGGAGGCGAGUUUAUGCGACUUUCUGGAUUAGUGGCGCCGGCGUCAACUAGGGAUCAUGGCCAACUGUUCGCAGGCGAUGUAUCACCCUGAUCCACUAGCUGCUAUUUAAAUCUUUUAUACAUAAUACGAAUGAUGGAUUAUUUUUUAUUAGAUUUAAAUUUAUUUCAGCAUCUGGAAGGAUAAUACUUAAUCGAUAUUUCCUCUCACUUACUUACUUUCGGUUUUAGCGAAUAAAGUGGGCGUGGCGUUUAAUCAAAGCCUUAAUCGAGUUAUGACGACAAAAGGUCACAAAUUUUUUAUCAGUAAUUCAAGUAGAUAUAAUUUUUCUAAGACCCGGCUUUUAAGAGUGAUAUCUUCCAUGACAAAGCAAAUGUUUUCAGCUUAAUUUAUUAAAUUUGUAUGUUUUAUUCUGAAGUUAUAAACGGAGGGGGCGCGGUUAACAUGUUUUCAUAAGGCGACCAGGGCCAAAUUUAAUUCGGUCCCAGCUCCCUUUGUCAGCCUUGGCUGCGGGGAGGUAGAAGGAAGAGUCAUCUUAUAAAUUUGUAAUCAGUUAAAAAAGACAAUAAUACCGUUGAGAAUCAAAGAAGAUGAAAAGAGAACAAUUGAUAGAAGUCUCAAACCGUGUACACUAAGGAAAUCCAUUUGGAGAUAUUUUAUAUUCCGUGUUGUAUAGGAUCUGUUUCUA
This is a messenger RNA of Pocillopora meandrina, 20958 nucleotides long. NCBI's taxonomy places the organism in Eukaryota, Metazoa, Cnidaria, Anthozoa, Scleractinia, Pocilloporidae. The record is from the annotation of a GenBank genome assembly.